Messenger RNA from Myxocyprinus asiaticus (Chinese sucker), 2647 nucleotides. RefSeq names its product chemokine-like protein TAFA-5. Gene Ontology annotation, molecular function: G protein-coupled receptor binding; receptor ligand activity. Gene Ontology annotation, biological process: G protein-coupled receptor signaling pathway. NCBI's taxonomy places the organism in Eukaryota, Metazoa, Chordata, Actinopteri, Cypriniformes, Catostomidae. The record is from RefSeq and is a predicted model, not a curated record. The transcript is spliced from 4 exons. The coding region runs from base 856 to 1251 and encodes 131 amino acids.
AGUUAUCAAACACUCUUCUGUAGUCGUGAGCUGGAAAAGCCGCAGCGCAGCACAUCUCCAACUUUCUUCGAAGCAAAAUACAUUUUUAGAUAUUUCUUCUUCAAGUUUUACAACUUUUCACUUUAUAUAUAUGCAGCACUCGAUGUCUAUUUGUUGUAAUUUAACGCUGUUUCGUUAUUCUUUAUUUUACUUUAUUUUAUCGGCUUGAACAGACUCGAAGGGGCCGUUCACUCCGAACGUGUUUUUCUGUUUUUAAUAGUUUUUCUAUGUAAUCAUGCGCUAGACUGACGUCUUUGACCGUGGUGCCGCGUCUCGCUGAUUUUCAGCGUCUCGCACUGAAGCCCCGCGUUUUGUAGACGUCGUUUCAAGUUUAAAAGAACUUAAACUGUUAAAACGCGUCUCUAGACACCUGCGUUUUGCUUUAUUUGUGGCGCUGCGUCUAGCUUUUUCGUUUUUGUUUUUUAGCACAAAGACGUGUUCGGUCUGAACGGUCCCUUAAAGUAGGUAGGCUACUUCAACUGUUCAAAACGCGUCUCGAGACACCUUCGUUUUACUCUAGGCUGUAGUUUUUAUUUUAUUUUUCCAGCGCAAGGACGCGUUCGGUGUGUCAAUUAUAGCCUACGACAAACAAGCAUGAAAGGACGGAUCAUUCUUUAAAUAAUUGUAAUUUCCUCUCUCCCAGCGUUUCGAUUUCCAAUUCCAGCGUUUCGAUUCUCAAGGAUACGUUCGCACCAUUUCUCCCUCAUUUCUUUAAGCCAACUUUGCGAUGAACGUCAACGCCUGAAUUGCUGGAGGCUAUGAGAGCGUAAUGAGUAAUUCGACUGGAGAACUGAGACUAAAAACGGACUGACUUUGAUGGCUUCGUCCUUUAGAAAGAGGAAUAGACGGAGGGAUGCAUGGGUGACGAUGUCCUCAACUUUCUGGCUUGUAUUGCUGUUGACCGGUCUGUUGAUCCUGUACUGCGGUCAGUUGGUGGCAGGUACUUGUGAAAUUGUGACCCUGGACAGGGACAGCAGUCAACCAAGGAGGACCAUCGCCCGGCAGACAGCCAGAUGUGCCUGCAGGAAGGGCCAGAUUGCUGGCACUACCAGAGCUAGUCCAGCAUGUGUCGAUGUGCAUAUUGUGAGGAACAGACAGUGGUGUGAGAUGAUGCCUUGUUUGGACGAUGAAGGCUGUGACCUGCUGGUAAACAGAACAGGCUGGACGUGUGCACAACCGGGAGGCAAAGUGAAAACUACCACAGUAUCCUGACGCCAGUGGGGGCUGAUUUUCCCAAGAGAGGUGCCACAUUUGGGAGCACCUCUUCAUUCUCCAAAGCAACAGCGGGGUGGGGGAGGGGAGCAUUCAUCAUAGUCAUGUUAGCCCUGUCUGUUAGUCUCUCCAUUUAUCCUUCAGUCUCAUAAGAUAAGGGGUGAGGACCUCUAGAUACGGAGCUUAGAUGGGCCACAAGGCAUGGACCCCGCCCCACCCCACCCCCAUGCUGUCAAUCAAGUUGGUAGCAUCACUCCAUCGGAACUGGCAGAUGAUUUGUUUGCCAAUGCCGAAAUAUUGCCGGACACAAAAUAGUUUAUGAAUCAAACCUGCUUUGGAUUAAGCAACGUGUGAGGAUCUAUCGAAAUUUUACAGACCAAAGAAAUAUGGAAAAACUAUUUUUGUGGAAAGAUUUUCAGUACAAAUCAGCAGCUUCUGCUUUGAAAAACGCAAGUUACAAUGCACACUUACCUGAACUUUGUAAGGAGUUUUUCCAUUUGAGCACACUGAAAUGGACAACAAAGACAUUUACAAUAAAACUGAGUUCUCUGUCGACUCUUCUUUGAUUGAAGAUCUGCUGCCAUUGUUGUGAAAUGAACUGAUAUCAGCUAGGAUUUGGAAACGGAGUUGAGCAUGGCAGGUGAUCUAUAAAACAGAAUGUUAUCCAUCUGACCCGAAGAGACUCUAGCAGAGACUGGAAAAGACUUAUGCUUUGGGAGAGACUGUCCUAUGUAUUUUCAGAGUCAUAAAGUUAUAUAUAUUUAACAGUUUUGUAUGAUGUGUCUUUGUAGCGAACCUUAUUUAACACUGACAGUGUGAUCCUAUUCAUAAAGGGUGGCUGGAAAAACAUAAUGUCCUGGGAAGUUAUUUACUUGUUGCUUUCAUCGCAAAUGAUAAUAGUUAAUGACAAGGAAAUAUGAAAAUGUAAGUGCAUUUGUGAGUAAACUUGUUUUUGUAACACCGUUACAAUAUAGUACGCACAUAAAAAUUAACUGUAAUCCACCUUGACAAGGUUAUAUACAUCAGUAUAUGGCUAUGGGUCAAAUGUGUUUUACCGCAGUGAUUGUACACUGGAAAAUUCAUCUUAUAAAAACUGUUUAUGUGUCAGUCCUUCUGUGAUAUCUGUCAUAUCGAGACGGUCGCCCCAUUAAGAUAAUGGCCCUUAUGAGAUAAUGGACCGUCCGCCGCAGAAAGCCCUGUGUCCUGCGUAGUUUCUCUUAGACCAUUACUCUGCCCUUGUUGGCCCGUCUCCUCCUCUUCUCUCAGCGCCAGGUCUGUGGAGGAAUGCUGCUGUCAGCCAGGCUUCAAGCUUCAUUUAACAUCACUAACAGCCUGCAUUACACACAGCGUCUCUCAGCUACAGCCGCAGUGCCCCCCAAUAACACCCACCCAUACA